Messenger RNA from Delphinapterus leucas (beluga whale), 1113 nucleotides. NCBI's taxonomy places the organism in Eukaryota, Metazoa, Chordata, Mammalia, Artiodactyla, Monodontidae. The record is from RefSeq and is a predicted model, not a curated record.
AUGGGGAGAGGGGAGGGUCGGCCCUCUGCCCGCAUUGGAGCAGGGUGCGCGCGGCGCGCUGGAGAGUUCACGGCAAAUCGUUUAAUUAAAGCAUAUGGAAUACGGGAAACAAAAGACUUCAACUACCUCCUGCUGCCGUCGCUCCUGAGUUUCCUGGUGAUGUGGUACCUCAGUCUUCCCUACUACAAUGUGCUAGAACGCGUGAACUGUAUGUACUUCUAUGACUAUGAGCCCAUUUACAGACAAGUCUUCCGCUUCACACUUCGAGAGCAUUGGAGCUGCUCUCAUCAAAAUGCAUGUCUUGUCAUCCCGGUGACCUCACACCCCUCAGAUGUGAAAGCCAGACGGGCCAUUAGAGUUACUCGGGGCGAAAAGAAGUCUUGGUGGAGAUAUGAGGUUCUUACAUUUUUCUUAUUAGGCCGGUAGGCUGAAAGGGAAGACAAAGUAUUAGCAUUAUCCUUAGAGGAUGAACACCUCCUUUAUGGCAACAUAAUACAAGAUUUUUUAGACACAUACAAUAAUGUGACCUUGAAAACAAUUAUGGCAUUUAGGUGGGUAACUGAGUUUUGCCCCAACGCGUGGUACAUCACGAAGACAGACACUGGUGUUUUCAUCAAUACUGGCAACUUAGUGAAGUAUCUUUUAAAUUUAAACCACUCAGGGGAGUUUUUCACAAGUUGUCCUCUAAUUGAUGAUUAUUCCUAUAGAGGAUUUUACCAAAACCCCCAUUUUUCAUACCAGGGGUAUCCCUUCAAGGUGUUUCCUCCCUACUGCGGUGGGUUGGGUUAUAUAAUAUCCAGAAAUUUGGUGCCAAGAAUCUAUGAAAUGAUGAGUCACGUAAAACCCAUCAAGUUUGAAGAUGUUUAUGUUGGGAUCUGUUUGAAUUUAUUAAAAGUGGACAUUCAUAUUCCAGAAGACACCAACCUUUUCUUUUUAUAUAGGAUCCAUCUGAAUGUCUGUCAACUCAGAUGCAUGAUUGCAGCCCAUGGCUUUUCUUCCAAGGAAAUUAUCACAUUUUGGCAGGCUAUGCUAAGGAACACCACCUGCCAUUUUUUCCCCUUAUAUCAUUACUUCACUAAUGAGUUUAUUAUGAAUAGCUCCAUUAAUGUGUAG